This is a messenger RNA of Acaulospora morrowiae, 228 nucleotides long. The record is from the annotation of a GenBank genome assembly. Lineage: Eukaryota; Fungi; Glomeromycota; Glomeromycetes; Diversisporales; Acaulosporaceae.
AUGUUCGAUGAAUUGGAAUACAAGAAUAAGGAGGUGGAAGAAGAGGAGGGAUACUAUAUAGAAAAACAAUCCAGAGAAGAAGAAACGAUCUGUAAAGAGAUCCUGGGUCCCGUGAUUUAUUUAGCCACCUUGGAGGAGAUACCAACACCAGAGGAAGAAAAGGAGCUUGCCAUUGUGGGAUCGAAGGUGGACUUAGACGAUCUGAUAAAAGAGGAGCAAAUAGAAGCG